AUGUCUAUGGAAUAUUAUGAACUUGAUUCCAGUCACUAUGUUUCUGCCCCAUUAUUAUUCUGGGAUGGAAUGCUUAAGAUGUUAAAUCAGUCACUUCUUGUAGGCAGUCAGUCACUUUUCGUGGGCAAUCAGUCAUUUCUUGUAAGCAGUCAGUCAAUUUUCAUGAGCACUGAUUAUUUCUUUUCAUAUGCUCUCUUAAUUUACAAGGAUAACAAAAUACCUUAA
Messenger RNA from Funneliformis geosporum, 225 nucleotides. The record is from the annotation of a GenBank genome assembly. NCBI's taxonomy places the organism in Eukaryota, Fungi, Glomeromycota, Glomeromycetes, Glomerales, Glomeraceae.